This is a messenger RNA of Aphanomyces astaci, 1080 nucleotides long. RefSeq lists its product as hypothetical. The coding region runs from base 11 to 808 and encodes 265 amino acids. The record is from RefSeq and is a predicted model, not a curated record. NCBI's taxonomy places the organism in Eukaryota, Oomycota, Saprolegniomycetes, Saprolegniales, Verrucalvaceae. The transcript has 7 exons.
GUCGGCGCCGAUGUUGCAACUCAUUCGCACGGUACUGAGCUUCUACUGCGCAACGAGACAGCCGUUGCUGUUCCCGCAAGAGUGCUUUGAAAGCCAAGUCAUCGCUGAAGUCGAGAUGAAAGUGUUGAAGCGCAAACUCAUGGGACACUGCAAGUCUGGUCAGCGACUACAUGAUGUUGUGGAGUUUGGAGUUGGCGAAUGUCUCGAACAUCGGUGCUUGCAGCAGUACGUCCAUGUCGUGCAAGACGCAGCCACGCACACCGUCUUGGAAAUGCUGUCCAUCGACGUUAUAGACAAAGGGGGCGUUGUAGUAUCGGCCACGGAUAGCCACGAGAAUGUGCUAGCAUUUUUCCGAACGAUGGAGCUCAUCAUCGAAACACUUCCUCCAUUACCUUGUGCGACAGAGUUCAGCAUCGACAUGGCGUUCCAUCGUGAAAAGCUGCCGUAUGUGACAUGGUGUCCACCAUAUUGCGGCAACGUCAACCUCCGACGAAGAUCUGCAUCGAACGAUUUUGAAUGCAUUGUUCUCGGGGCGUUGAAGGCAACGGAUGGCGGACUCUGCCGAGUGUCCCUGCAGUCAUAUCCCACCAUAAUCUUACCCCCCAUGGAGCGACUUCGCCCGAGCUUGCCUCAGCGCAACGAAUCGUGGUUUGAUAUGGUCAAAGCGGUCGUGUUGAAAUCGACAAAGCCAACGAUCAAGCAUGUUCGGAGGCAGCUGCCGAAGUUGCCGCACGACGUUGCGCAGUGGUGCUUUCAGCGACUUGUAGACGAACGAGUUCUGCAGCGAGAUGGACGAAGCCAUCGGUAGGAAAGCAAAGCCUCAUCUUUGUCAACGGCAGCAUGCGCACUCUGGUGGUAGAUAUCGCAUGGGGUCGUCAGGAAGUCGCCCCAACUAUGCGGCGGACGCAGCAAGGGAAGGCAUUGUUAUCGCCAGUACGUCCUCGUUGACGCCCAGGAAUGACGUCGGCUCCAUACAUGGAGGAAUGGUUGUUUGUGGUGGGAUCACUCAACACGGUGGCUCCAUAGGACUGGCUUAGUUCAAUAAAGUGUCUCUCUUGAAUACAAACAUACGUUGUGACA